This is a messenger RNA of Magallana angulata, 762 nucleotides long. Its product is annotated as protein kreg-1-like. The record is from RefSeq and is a predicted model, not a curated record. NCBI's taxonomy places the organism in Eukaryota, Metazoa, Mollusca, Bivalvia, Ostreida, Ostreidae. The coding region runs from base 320 to 670 and encodes 116 amino acids. The transcript is spliced from 2 exons.
UAUAUGUACAGGCGUGUGCAAAGGUAAAACUCGGGACUAAGCGUCAUGGGAAGUACGCAAUUAAUUUCUCCCUAUAUAUAAUAAUAAUAAUGCGAAAUCUGUACUAAAUAUUUACUUAAUUGUGACAUUUGAAGGAUUGCAAUAGAUACUAUUGUUUGAGAGGCUCUAUUUGGAUUAUUAAAAACCUCCAUUGCUGAACGGAUAAGAGAUACCUAUACAUACGUGGAGGAACUUUAGACAUUGUCUUGAUAACCAUUAGUAGAUAGACGGAAUAAAAAAAUCCAAUAACCUAUUCUCCACCUCAACCCUCAAAACCAAGAUGCAGAAAAAUCCAUCGGGUUCCAGUACCUACCCAUCCCCAUCGGCCCCACCCCCCAGCCAGAUGGCGCCCAACCAAACACCACAGAUGGUACCCCCACCGGCGCCUCAGCCCGCCUAUGGACCCCCACCUUACUAUGCGGCGCCGUAUGGGUACGGACCACCACCACCACCACAGACUGUAGUGGUGCCUCCUACAGCCGUGUAUGUGGAUGGUCACCAUGGAUACCGUCACCAUGGCAUCGGCCAUAUUGACCUCGGUCACCAUGGUUUUGGUCACGGUUUCGGGUUCGGACACCAUGGAUUCGGUGGUCAUCACGGGUUUGGAGGUCACCAUGGUGGUCACCACUAAUAGUGUCUUUUCUGUUUUUAACCAAAGAUUUGUAUGUUUUUACUUCUUUUAUACAUUAUGUUGUUCGUUAUUCUACAUUGUUUUAAUAAAAC